AUGUUUAAGUUUCUGUUUUUGUGUUUUACAUGUAUUGUGACACUUUCAACAAGCAAUGUAAAAUCUCAUGAAAAUGGAAACUUUCCCGCCAUAGACAAUAUUAUUCAAGGACUGAAUGAAGAAGUAUGGAGUGAUGAAGAAGCGAUGUGUCUACAAAAAACCUUGGAGCUUUUGCAGAAUGUUAAAAACUUCACAUUGUGGGCCACUUGGAUAUGGGACGCAAACAAAUUACCUUCAGGCAAUCUUUACGGUUCGUGGAUCCAGCUGAGCAAUUACGACCAGUGCUUGAACCCACCUUGGUUGGAUACGCAUCCUCAGUUCAAAACCCAGUAUUGUACUGCGGAAGUCGAAAUGACGCGAAGGGAAUUGAAGAGGGGUGUCUUUGACCCUUAUGCCUCAACUGAAGUGUACAUGAAAACAAAAACUAGGCAUGGCUAUCGUGUGAAUCAGUUUACCUGGGGCGUAUGUGUUCUUGCGUCUUGUGAACCAAGUUCGGUAGCCAAGAUCUUGAAACACAUGUACUUAGGGACCCACUUCAGAGCAAUAUCGAAUCCAAACAUAACUAUCUAUGAUUGCGACGUUGCUGGUGAAAGCGAAGACUUCGGAGUAGGAUAUUAUGUUUUCAUGUGUUUAAUAGUUUCGCUGUCAAUAGUAGCAGUAGGCUGUACAUAUUAUCGGACACGCAUGAAAAGCCAAACAAUACCUAACGAUUCAACUGUGGGCAAGAUAUUAGAAUCAUUUUGUAUGAACAGGAACACAACGGAACUAACAAAGACGCACAAGGAUGAAAUUAUAGCCGUCAAUGGUAUUAGGUCCUUAACAUCAGCUUGUAUGGUGUGGCUGCAUGUUCUAUAUCUCUAUUUCAUCUCAGGAUGUGCGAAUAGCGGCGACUUUGACGAAAGAAUAUUUUUAUUCGAUAAGUUUGUGAAUAUGAACCUCUUAGUGGAUACAUUCUUCGCGAUGUCUGGAAUGCUGCAAAUCAAAGGUCUUUUGGGAAGAAAGCAAAUUAACGUCCUUCUCAUCUUAUGGAAGCGAUAUGUGAGAUUGAUUGGCUUAUUCGCCCUGUCAAUGUUUUACUACGCUUCAGUAGUAAAAUUUCACGGCUCAGGUCCCUUAUGGAACAUAUUUUAUAACUCGGAAAGCAGUAUCUGUCAAAGGAAUUGGUGGUUCAGUUUGUUGAUGCUUAACUAUAAUAGCGGAACAUAUUGUUACUCCGUUACGUGGUACAUUGCCUGCGACUAUCAGUACACAGUCUUAGCAACUCUACUUAUCUAUAUAUACAAGAAGAACAGAAGACUAGCUCUCAACAUCUUUGGAUUAGCAGCAUUAAUAUCUGUGGUUAUACCAGGAGUUCUAACGUACUGGCAUAAAUUGCCACCUAUGUAUUACUUGGAUGUUGGGGAUUUCCUGACAAUGCGAGGGGACGACCGUUUGAACUAUACAUACUUUUCCAGCUACAGUCGUGCUGGACCGUACAUAGUCGGCAUGUGUUUGGGAUAUAUUAUGCAUGUCUACAAUCCUGCAAUUCAUAGACACUGUUUAUCAGUGCUAAAUUCUGUAACCGGCGCAAUCUUUUCUCUUCUGUUAAUGACGUUUUCGGCGUGUCUUGGUAGUUUCUUCCUAGAACGGGACUACAACGUCUUAGAAGCAAGUCUUGCCGCAGCUACCUACAGGUCUAUAUGGGCUGUUGGAGUGUGUGGUAUUAUUGCCUUCUGUGAAUAUGGGAAACUACCAUUACUGACAGAUUUUUUCAGUAGUUCAUUCUUCACUCCUCUCAGCCGUUUAUCGUAUGGAGUAUAUCUUCUACAUUGCUUGGUCUUGCAGCAAACAAACAAAAUAGUGACCAUUAAAUCUGCUCCAAUAUAUGACUCCUUUGCUGUUAUCAUUGAUACUGCCGGUGUUGGGGCCGUAUGUGUAGGAAUGAGUUACGUACUUUGGCUUAUACUGGAAGCACCUUUGAACAACUUGUCUGAUCGCUUCGUAUGUAAUAGGUUUACGAGCAAACAGGUUGAACCUAGUAAGAAAAAUGCAGUGGACGGAGAGCAAAUAAAAAUUAAAAACUCGUAA
Arctia plantaginis is the source of this 2067-nucleotide messenger RNA. NCBI's taxonomy places the organism in Eukaryota, Metazoa, Arthropoda, Insecta, Lepidoptera, Erebidae. The record is from the annotation of a GenBank genome assembly.